AUGAAUAAAGAUCACUCGACAUAGUGAUUAUUUUUUACUACUGGCAUCUUUCUAAUAGCCCUGUAGGGGAUUUUUUUGCAAGUUGGAAGUCAUUAUUUUGUAAAUUAAAAUAAUACAGUUUUGUGUGCAUUUUAGACCUUAUUCGUGGCUACAGUUGCUCCAAUGUGACUGAACGUUUACCACCAACGCUUAUUAAACUACCAGACAUGCGAGAUUACAAGUAUAACGUUUAAAGGGUUAAAACGUGGACGUGUUGCCGGACAAAACCUGAUAACAGUGACAUCAAGACUCUUACUUACUUACUUGUCUCCUCGACGGAGCAAGUGAGACUUCAAAGGUAGAUCUUUGGUCUGGCUCUGUGCACGGAUGCGCACCGACCUUGGAGUCUCCAGACGCGCAGCGGAGGAUUUUGCGCACUGAAAUAAAGUAAGCUAGAGCUGAAGAGAGCGCACAGCGAGCGGACUGCUUUCUGACAGACUGCAGUCCUGUCACUGGGGUCCGGGCUCACUUGGCCAUACUUUACCUUGCGUAUCGUCAUUCUAUUGAUAGAGAGGGGAAUAUAUAGUCGGCAGCUUAUUUUGGUUUGGCUUGAUUCGCAACUUAGAGGACUGUUAUUUCAACUGAGCCAUUGUAGCCGUCUCACAUUGUUUGUAGAGACAUCCAAGUGUCCCAGCUGCUCAGGGAGAAUUCACUCAACAGCCUGAGAGGCGGAGACGUUUGAGAGGAUUUUAGGACUCUUACCCGAGUGGAUUGAACAAGGAUGAUUGUAACCGCUUAACUCAUCUAACAGAGGUAGUAGUACAUUAAAAAACGGUGAUCACAGCAAUGCUUCAACGACAUGUGCGUCUGCCCCUCUCCAAAUCUUCCAGAGGAUUUAAGCGCCGCGCAUUUUGAAUAAGUCGAGAAGUCAUUGAAGAUGAGAGCUCUACAAACAUUCCUGUUUCUUUUCCUCCUGCACCAGGUCACAUGCAGGAAAGUGAAUGGAGAAGCCACAGAGCUCAUCGAGUGGGCCGACAGUAACAACGAACAGAAGAUUUCUCCCACGGGGGCCAGUCCACGGAUCCUUAACCCCCUGCGUUUGUUUGCCAGGGGCUCCCCCGGGUUCAAGAGCAACAUGAGGGAAAUUACAUAUUUACAGAACAUGGAGGACUUCUGGGACUGGUUAUCUAACCAGACAGAUGUUCAGGGCGCACAGGCCAGAACUAAACGCAGACCCAUCGUUAAGACUGGCAAGUUCAAAAAGAUGUUCGGGUGGGGAGACUUCCACUCCAACAUCAAGACUGUGAAACUCAACCUGCUGAUCACGGGGAAGAUUGUGGACCACGGGAAUGGCACUUUUAGCGUCUACUUCCGCCACAACUCCACAGGCCUGGGGAACGUGUCAGUCAGCCUGGUGCCGCCCUCAAAGGUAGUGGAGUUUGAAAUUGCUCAGCAGUCCACGCUGGAGACCAAAGACACCAAAUCAUUCAACUGUCGCAUUGAGUAUGAGAAGACUGACCGCAACAAGAAGACUGCCCUGUGCAGCUAUGACCCGUCCACAGUGUGCUAUCAGGAGCAAACGCAGAGCCAUGUGUCCUGGCUGUGCUCGAAGCCCUUCAAAGUCAUAUGCAUCUAUAUAGCCUUUUACAGUGUUGACUAUAAACUGGUGCAGAAGGUAUGCCCUGACUACAACUACCAUAGUGACACGCCCUACUCCUCCACUGGAUGAUCUAGCUGUUGUUAGUAUGCAUCAUCCUUUUGUCUGAUCUCAAAUUAUGUAAAUGUCAACCUCUAAGCUCUUUGUCCCAAAAUACCUAAAUACAUGAAACAUGUUGCAAACAUGUUUGUAAUGGGACACACUCUAGGUGCAUUAUUAAAAAAAAAAAAUUAAAAAAACUUUUGUGUAUACAGAUGAAACACCUGAGAAAGUUAGGUAUCCAGGGACUUGGUUUAGGGGUUGACUUGGGAUUCAGAGCUAGCUACCAACCCUGGGUGACUCCUUCCCAUUACAACAGCACAUGUUCUCCAUAAAAACACUGGUAUAAUUAGCGUGUCCAGAUGUUUUCUUCAAGGCUAGGCCACAGGCAAAGAGCCUCCCAGUUGGAAGUGCAUAGCAGGCUUCUGUGCCAGUGCUGCAUUGAUGCUAACAUUGUCAAAAAAACCAUUCUCCCCUCAUUUAAACAGUUCUGGAAGGAAAUAUGAAAAGACCUUAAUUCAUGUUAAUAAUUACAAUACCGUGAUGUGUGAAUGGUUAUUCAACAUGGCAUGGCAUUUGAUAUUUCACAUUUGAAACCCUGCUGACUUAUUAGACAAAAUGAUCUGUCCAUUCCCUAUGAAGUUGAGCUAACAUCAUUUGUAUCUGUUAACAGAACAAAGGCUGGACAGUGUCUAUUAUUUCAAAUUUGCUUGACAACUGGGUAUUUACUCAAGCAGCUCUGAAUAAUUUAUAUGACCGUAUAAUCUAUAUUUUAGCUGUCUUUCUAUUAUCAUGACUGGAAUAGCAAAGUAUGUGUCCAUGACUAAAUAAACACAUCUAAGCCCCAAAACAAGCAAAGAGCAUAAUCAUAAAUCACUGCACAGACAUAUGUAUGUAGGUACCCAUCCAUGUGUAACAUGGCUGCUGCCUCGUGUGCUCCUUAAAAUGUUUUUUUUUUUUUUGCUGCAAUCAUCAUAAGGUAUGUGUAUGCUAAACUGGUCUGAAAUCCAACAUCUGUGUUUGCAGGAUGCACUUUGAGGCAUCAGCCUGCUAAGCGGGCCCCGCAGUGGAUUAAUAUGUUGGGGGUGGGUGGGGGUGGGGGGGGCAGCGUUAAUUGCAGGACAGGUGGAUUUAGCGAGUCUGGCAGACAAUUAUCAGCACUUUGUCAUGGUCCUGCCACCAGUCCUGACAUUACCUGUCUUUAAUAGGCUUUAAUUAGCCUGGGAAAUUCCAUUUACCUAAGACCAAGAGUGGAGAAACCAAAAGAAAAAAAAGAAGAAAAAAGGCACAAGUACAAAAUCCGUCUGGAAUUUUAAUGAGACGAGGGACCUACAUUUUUAAAUGUCAUACAUUCCCCAAUUCUACAACCGGCUUAAGUUUACUGACUGUUGUGUGAAAGUGGAUAACAUCCAGUCUUGUAAUAAAUGGUGAAAUGUCCUUUAACGUAGCAAUCACUGAAACAGUUUUAGAAGGUUCUGUUGAAAAACAUCAGUUUUACACUUGAAUUGUCAUAAAUGUUGUUGAUUGUGUUUAUCCAGGGUUUUUUAGACUAGGGCAUGUGCCACUGACUAAUCACAUGGCAAUUCUUCCUGUUAAUGUUACUUUAUUUGCUGUAUCUCAUGUCUUUCCCCAGUAGCUGUAAAUUAUCUUGUCACAUUAUACACACAAGGAGAGGUGUACGAUAAGGACAUUAUUAAAUCCGAGUUGAUCUAUGUUGAUGUUUUUGUUCUACUCCUUUGUGCAAAUGCUGUGUGUUAUUGUGUAACGCUUAAACUAACCCUGUUUACAGCUUUAGAGUAAACAAUGUCAAUUUAUUUAAAUUUUUCCAGCAAAAUCUGUAUCAAUAAGUAUAAUGUUUAUUACAUUUUUUUGGUGUUAAGAGAUAUUAUGUAGAUAGAUGUAAUAUGUAUUGCUCAUAGAUUGCUUUUAUUUCCAUUUUUGUAAUCCUUGCAGAUUGUACCUAUAUUGAUUUCCUGAUUGCUUAAUCUUGUUACAAAAGUUUCCUCUAAAUAUGAAAAAAGAACACAGCUGUGUGUAAAGUGUAACUAAAAAUGUUCAUUUUGGAAUAUUUUAUUUCAUAGGGGGUUGUUAAAAUGAAAUUGUACAGAUCAAUUUAGGUUUGUAUGGCAUUAAACCUUAUUUGAACUUGGCUCGCAGCAUAUUGCCA
Messenger RNA from Etheostoma cragini (Arkansas darter), 3842 nucleotides. RefSeq names its product neurexophilin 2a (gene nxph2a). The coding region runs from base 917 to 1708 and encodes 263 amino acids. The record is from RefSeq and is a predicted model, not a curated record. NCBI's taxonomy places the organism in Eukaryota, Metazoa, Chordata, Actinopteri, Perciformes, Percidae. Gene Ontology annotation, molecular function: signaling receptor binding. The transcript has 3 exons.